Molecule: messenger RNA, 666 nt
Organism: Theileria parva strain Muguga
Lineage: Eukaryota; Apicomplexa; Aconoidasida; Piroplasmida; Theileriidae
Exons: 2
Coding region: 204-377 (57 amino acids)
Source: RefSeq, a predicted model, not a curated record
GUUUAAUUAAAUAAAAAUUUUAAAAUAUUAACAAAUUAUAAUUUUAUUGCCAGUUAUUUCAUUAACUAGAAUAUUCCAUCUUUUCAUUCUACCCCUGAUUCUACCAUAUUAUAUACCAUAUUUAUACAUGUUAUAUACUAUUAAUUGUAUUAUUUUCAUGUGUAUAGUAGUGGUUACUGGUAUGAAUAUGCACAAUGCCGUAAAUGUCUAAUGCUCUUAAAAUUGAUGAUUUCUCAUCACUUCUGAAGAUAAUCAACAGAAUAACAAUUUACUACAAUAUUUUACAUAAAAUUAUCAGUGAUUUGGAGCGGACUGAGGAGGAUUUGAAGCGGAUUGAGAGGAUUUGGACAGGUUUGAGAGGAUUUGGAGGGGAUUGAGAAGGAUUUGGGUCAGUUUGGGGAGCCAACCAGGGACCAAAAUUUCCCCAAAUUAAGACCAAUUUCGGCCCUAACCACUGGUUAAAUAUGAAGAUUGGAGGGAUCAAGGUUGCGGAUACUUGGAUCACAAAUAGGCGAUCUUAUUGAAUAAUUUACCUUCGGCUACAGUGGUAAAAUAAUUAGCUUAGCGAUACUAAAAGUUACCAAAGGGGUGGGGGUGACUACAUGUAAAAUUGCCUAAAUCAGGAAAAAAUAAAGUGAAUUGUUGUUAAUAUUAUUUUAUAAAUUA